This is a messenger RNA of Rotaria sordida, 120 nucleotides long. The record is from the annotation of a GenBank genome assembly. NCBI's taxonomy places the organism in Eukaryota, Metazoa, Rotifera, Eurotatoria, Philodinida, Philodinidae.
CCCAAUGAAAAACCUGUAGCAUUUUAUCAUCAUUUAAAACUGUUUUCAACGGAACCAGAUGUUGUUGCUGGUACAAAAGCAUUAGUCAAUGAACAUUAUGAUGAAUUGGUAAAUUUAUAA